UCGGAGUUCACACCGCAUCAGCCGAUCUGUCAAAAUUUAUCCAAACCAAGAAGCAAGAAAAAGUUUUGUUAAAUUUGUUUUUCACUCUAUUUUCCAUUAAACAUAACUAUAAAAAUUCCUUCUACAAAAAUUAUUAACUUUUAGAAAUUAAAAAAAAAAACCAAAACCAAAUAGCAAACUCUUUUGCUAGAUUACAAAAAAAAAAUGACUUCACGAAAAAGAAGUGGUUCGGGUUCAUCGAAACGCCCGAAAGAAAAAGUUGUUUACAUUUAUGAACUAUUUUUCCGUGGCGAAGACCCCACAGGAGAUAGUCCAGAAUUUUGGAAUGAAUUUUUUUUACUCCAACCGAAUGUCGAGUCAUUGGAAAAUGAAAUAACCAAACUCACCGGAGAACAGCUGCUUACAGUAAAAACGAAUAUAAAUUUGAUAUUUGAGAAAUGCAUAGAAAUUCUUGACUCAGGUCAUCCCAAAAGAUUGUGCAAUAGUCUCCAGACCCUUUGUUCCUUAUUUUAUUCGAUUUUCAAAAAAUCGACCAUUGACACAAGCUUCGAUGUUGUAGGAGAGGUAUUCCAAUAUGAUGAAAUGUAUCAAAAGAUGAAGAUUCUCUUAAAUCACUGCAACCAAAUUCUUUUGGGAGAUGUUGUUGAAAAUGCCCGUUUCAUGUGUCUUAAACUGCUCCUAGUGCUAGUAACUGGGACAGACAAUGUAAGUCAAAAUGUCAUUGUAGAAUAUCUGAUGCUCCACACUCUGUUCGAUUCCUUUGUAAGACUGCUAAGUGAUCCGACACUUCGCGCCCAACAUGGGCAUGACAUCGUUAUCCUUCUUACUAUUCUGGUUAACUACCGUAAACAUGAGGCAACGAAUCCUUAUAUCGUGCAAUUGUCGAUUUUGGCAGAUGAAUUGGCUUUGAACGGAUAUGGACAGAUGAUAUCGCAAUCGUUAAUUGAUUUCUGUCGUCAGUAUAUGCAGAGUCUGUCUAAUGUGCAAUCGUCGUCGUGGUUCUCUUCGCUGUCGAACAUUGUGGGAAACAUGUUUGUAUCGGACGAGGGAUGUGAACGUGUACAACAAAUCAAAGCUAACAAUGGACUAUUGCUGGCGCUUUAUGAAGCAGUUCAUUUGAAUAGGAAUUUCAUUACGACUUUGGCACAUACUCAAGCAGAAUCAAGUGCUCCUCCUUCGCCAAGCAACACAUUGAGCCUGACACAACCAGUUCCUGAUCUGGCCAAUGCUCCCAUAAUAGACAUUACACAGUAUCCAACCAAUUUACUGGUAGCAGUAUUUCAAUAUUGUUCCAUAGUAAUGCAAGAUAACAAAAACGAGUCCAGUGUGGCAAACCUAAAGUUGUGUUUCCUCAUUCUUACCUGCAUUUCUGAAGACCAAUACGCUAACUCCAUGAUGCACGACAACAAUCUUACAUUCAAAGUGAUGUUGCACCGUGCACAAAUGAGGCACCGCAAGCUGCACGUCGACCGCGUUGGCAAAUCUCAACCUCUUGCCGCCACUUUACUUGAUCUUCUUGUCGAGUUCAUCGUUUCCCAUUUGAUGAAGAAAUUCCCAAUGGAAUUGUAUUUACUAUGUAUUGGAAUCAUUCAACGUAUACUAUGUUAUCAAAAGCGUUGCAGAGUUCGUCUGAAUUAUCCAUGGAAGGAGCUUUGGUCAGCAUUAAUUGGACUACUGCGGUUUCUAGUCAAUCAAGAACAAAACUUGAUAAAAAAAUGCAACAUAUUCUAUCUAUCGUUGCAGGUGGUUAAUAUCUUCAAUUUGUUCAUCACAUAUGGUGACACUUUCUUAGCGACAACUAACAGCUACGAUGAACUUUAUUAUGAAUUAAAUCGCGAAGAAAAAGUUUUUUCCGAAAUUCAGGCUAUGGUCCUGCGUUACACAACAAUGCCUGAUUGCGAAUACAAAGAUGACGUCAUCAAACUUCUCAAUGCCUUAGUUAAUAUUUUAGCAAUUGUUAAGCAUUUUCAAUAUAAAAUCAAGGAAUGGCUUGCAGAGCAAGGUCUCUCAACACCAACCGAAGAGCAGAUUUUGGAUGUAGUUAGAAAGAACUACGAUUUGACUCUUAAACUACAGGACUCUCUAGAUCAUUAUGAACGGUAUUCAGAGGCGCCUAGACAUUCUGCAUUUUUCACAGCAAUGAUUCGAGAUGUUGUGAUUGAUACUAGGAAAAACAUUUAUGGAUAUGUGAAGGAAGCUGUGUCAGUGGUACCAGAACAGGAGUUAAUGGUAACAUCAACCUCACCAUAAACAACGAUUAAUAGAUUUUAAGUUCAAUUAAGUAAAAUUUCGUUUCUUUUCUUCUGCAAAACUACACAUCAUUAUUUUACGUAUAUCAAGCGAUGCUAUUGUUUCGCCUCUAUUUUAUUCCCUAAAAAAUAUAAAUAAAAUUAUAGGAAGUUUUUAAAUUUGUCAAAGAAUUUAUUAUACAAAUAUAUUAUGUAUUGCGAAUUAUAUUACAUAUUAUUAUGAUGACUUGAACUAUAUUAAAAAAUUAAACCUAUUUUUAUUAAUGCCAAU
Molecule: messenger RNA, 2520 nt
Organism: Episyrphus balteatus (marmalade hoverfly)
Lineage: Eukaryota; Metazoa; Arthropoda; Insecta; Diptera; Syrphidae
Product: armadillo-like helical domain-containing protein 3
Exons: 6
Coding region: 205-2250 (681 amino acids)
Biological process (GO): regulation of Golgi organization
Cellular component (GO): cytosol
Source: RefSeq, a predicted model, not a curated record